AGGUCCACGCCCCUCUGGCCACAGUUGAGCUCAUCCCUGCCCUGAGCAGAGUGUUAGUGCUGGCCACAGUGUUGCCAGGCAUCUCUGGAAAAAGAGCAAGCUGAGUAAGGAUCCCUGCCAGAUGCGGAGCUCAUCUGAAAUACAUUAAACCCUGGAGAAGAGUGAUCUUCUGUACUCUAACUGCACUGAAGGUUCCUAUUUGCUGUCAGAGUUACACCCAUACAUGUAGCAGCAGCUCCUCCAAAGAGACUGUUUUUUCUCCUCAAGUCAAAAUAUUUUCCAAGCUCCAGAGGGAAAGACUGGAGAGAGAUCAAGGUGCUUGAAGAAGUGUGUGCUUUCUUCUUAAUAACUUGGAGUUAUAAGUUAUCAGAGCAGUGACUGUUUUUCAAAGGGUAAGAUCCAGACAUCAAACAAUACAUCAGUUUUAUCAUUCCUCUCAGCGUGUGCAGACAAGGUUUCAAGGACAAGUGAGCAGUAAUCACAUAAACACAGGAAACACCUGAAGGUUUUCCAAGGUUCAGCCACAGGAAUUACAGAGCAAUACAAGAGACACUUUGACACAGAUUUUUGAAAGAGGUUCACUAUCUUGUUAGUCAACCAACAUGUCACGCUGGGGGCGAAAAAAUGUGAAGAAGGCACCUGAGGUGAUCCGCACUGUGACAGAGGGGCUAAAGUCCCUGUAUCGAGAGAAGCUGCUUCCUCUGGAGCAGUACUAUGGUUUCCAUGACUUCCACUCUGCCAGUCUGGAGGAUGCAGACUUUGAUAACAAGCCUAUGGUGCUGGUGGUGGGACAGUACUCCACAGGAAAGACAACGUUCAUCAAGUAUCUACUGGAGCAGGAUAUUCCUGGCAGCAGGGUGGGACCUGAGCCCACCACCGACUGCUUCACUGCUAUCAUGCAUGGGGAGGUGGAGUCAGUCAUCCCAGGGAACGCCCUUAUUGUCGACCCCAACAAGCCUUUCCGCAACCUUAACCCUUUUGGAAACACCUUUCUCAACAGGUUUCAGUGCGCCCAGAUGUCCAACCAGGUCCUGGAGAGUAUCAGCAUUAUUGACACACCGGGAAUCCUGUCAGGGGCCAAGCAGAGAGUGAGCCGAGGUGAGGGCGGUAGCAGAGGUGCGGGCGGUAGCCGAGGUGAGGGCGGUGGCAAAGGCUACGACUUCCCAGCUGUGCUGCGCUGGUUUGCAGAACGUGUAGACCGCAUCAUCCUGCUCUUUGAUGCCCAUAAACUGGAGAUAUCAGAUGAGUUCUCCGAGGCCAUCAGUGCCCUAAAGGGCAAUGAGGACAAGCUGCGUGUGGUCCUCAACAAGGCAGACAUGGUGGGCACCCAGCAGCUGAUGCGUGUGUACGGUGCACUCAUGUGGUCCCUGGGGAAGGUGUUUGGCACCCCAGAGGUUCUGCGUGUCUACAUUGGUUCCUUCUGGUCAGAGCCGCUGAUGGUUACAGACAACCGUAAGCUGUUUGAGCUGGAGGAGGAGGAUCUGUUUGCUGACAUCCAAAACCUGCCUCGCAAUGCAGCUUUACGCAAGCUCAACGACCUGGUCAAGAGGGCACGUCUGGUUAGGGUCCAUGCCCACAUCAUCAGUUAUCUGAAGCAGGAGAUGCCUUCUGUCUUCAGGAAAGACAAUAAAAAGAAGAAUCUCAUCUACCAGCUUCCAGUUAUUUUCUCCAAGAUUCAGCUGCAGCACAACAUUUCUUCUGGAGACUUCCCAGAUUGUACUAAGAUGCAGGAGCAACUGAUGGUUCAUGAUUUCACCAAGUUCAAGACCUUGAAGCCUAAUCUGAUGGCAGCCUUGGAUGAGCUGCUCGCUGGUGACAUUGCCAAAUUGAUGCCCCUCCUGCGGCAGGAAGAGCUGGAAGCAGGUGAGCAACUAGGUGUGCAGGGUGGAGCCUUCCUGGGGACCCGUGCUGGACCAUUCAAUGAGGGCAACCCCUUUGCUGAAGCAAAUGGAGAGGAAUGUGAGGAGGAGGGGGAGGACUGGGUGGUGACCAAAGACAAGCCCAAAUAUGAUGAAAUCUUCUAUAACCUCGCUCCCAAUGAGGGGAAACUGAGUGGCACCAAGGCUAAAGACUGGAUGGUGAGCUCCCGCCUGCCCAACUCAGUGCUGGGUCGCAUCUGGAAGCUAUCAGAUGUGGACCAUGAUGGCAUGCUGGAUGAUGAGGAAUUUGCCCUGGCCAGCCACCUGAUUGAGGUCAAGCUGGAGGGUCAUGGCCUGCCCCCUGAGCUCCCUACCCGUCUGAUCCCACCCUCCAAACGCAGGCAGAAGGGUUCUGAUGCAUAGACAUGUCACAAGAUGCUCUUCUCUGUUGGCUGUCACACUUAUGCUACUGUUUGUAUUUGCUUUUGUUUUCCCCCAGACCCAUGUCAAGGUGUUGUUUGUAAUGUGUUCAGCUUUUCCUCUGAGACUGAAUUUGGUCUUGCACAUUGGAAUAUACUGUAUUUAAGUGUAAGCCACACCUUUGAGCCUAUAACAAGGGCCUAUUGCCAAAGAUUGUGUUUUAAGAAGUCAAACGGGUCUGGUUGCUUUUCCUUUUGGCUCCUCAUAGUUUGCUUUUUAUGAUGAGGUUUUAAAACUAUAUCUUGUGUUUGCUGAGCAGAAGUAAAUGAAAGCUGGCACCCUGUAAACGAACGGACUUCAGCAUAUAUUUGACCAAGUACAGAGAAAAACCUUUCUCUGUUAAAGCCGUUAAAUUUAACAUUCCUUUGGUGACUGUACUGCAAUGACACAGUAUUAUAAUGUGUAGGAUUAUGCAAUUUUUAGAUUUGGUCAUCCCAGUAAGAUAUCUUCUACAAAUGUCUUUUGUAGGCUUUUGCUUAAAUGAUUUGUUUAUAGCAUUUCCACCUCAGUCUGACAGUGCACCUCCAAUAACCUGAAUGCACUUCACUUUGAUGCUUUACAUGUCACAGUUUUGAGCAUACUUUAUAUAUUAUUUUUGUAAUUGUUGCUCUCAUUUUGUAUGUGCAGAGCAAGGCCUCAGUUGUAUAAAAGAGCAUCACGUGCUAAGACGACCUGUUCAACUAGACUGAAUGAUUGAUAUAUUACCAACUACUGUACACAGCUUCACCAACUGUUAUUGUAAACAAAUAAAAUUCCCUGACUGUG
This is a messenger RNA of Monopterus albus (swamp eel), 3104 nucleotides long. It is a transcript of the gene ehd2b, whose product is annotated as EH-domain containing 2b. Gene Ontology annotation, biological process: endosomal transport; endocytosis. Gene Ontology annotation, molecular function: GTP binding; protein binding; calcium ion binding. Gene Ontology annotation, cellular component: cytoplasm; plasma membrane. The transcript is spliced from 8 exons. Bases 603 to 2282 code for a protein of 559 amino acids. NCBI's taxonomy places the organism in Eukaryota, Metazoa, Chordata, Actinopteri, Synbranchiformes, Synbranchidae. The record is from RefSeq and is a predicted model, not a curated record.